GGGCGUGAGGUGACGGUUGGCUCGGAGCGAGGAGACCGACAGAGAGACUGGGCGGAGGAAGCGAAAACAAACGGCAGCGGUCCGGUGCGGGAGCGGCGCCUUCCGAGGAAGCACGGGGGAGGAAGAGGAGGAGGAGCGGGAAGAAGAAGGCGGCGGCCCGCAGUGGGGAAUAUAAUAAAUAAAUUAGCACGAAGGGAAGGAGAGAGCGGCAGCGUCCGAAACCAUCAUGGCCGCCACCGGCUGUGGUCUCCUAGCAACCGCGUGACCCUCCCGUGACCCCUGUAUGCAGUCACCAGCCCAGCGUUGUGUUGACCGGGCUGGAAACCCACUGCAGCAGCAAUACCUCAAUUUCAUCUAAAACCCUUAUUACCUGUGGUGUUCCACAUUGCUUCAUUGUAUAGCUGCGUGUCAGUGUAGAUGUUUAGAUACUAGAGGUGCAGGUGCAAUAUUUGUAUCUUCCAGACGUGCAUUGGGAGCUAUGCAGUCUGCAGUGGGCGCUGCCCCUACCUGGGAGGCUGCUGGCCCGGCAGAGGCUGCGGGGGAAAGGAGGAACUCUGCUGGCAGCCCACCCGCCACCAGCACUGCUGCUGCCAGCUGUGCCAGCAGCCCCCCACUCAGUGCCAGCUGCCCCCUGCCCGAGAUGGAAGCCAGCCCCCUGGUGGAGCCCAAGACCAGGCACAGACCCCCUCAGACCUUUGACCUCCUGAGCCUGGUCGUGGCUUUCAAGAGGCUAGAGUUCUUCGCAGAGCCACUCUACGACGCUUGGGAGAUGGUGAAGUAUUUGAUCAGGUGGAAGGCGCCAAAAUGCUCCAUGUUGUGUUGCAUCACUCUCAAUGUAUUAUUCCUGACACUUACAGAAGCUGGCUGGUUCAUUCUUCUCGCACUAUUUAUCUCUACCCCUGCUGUACUUGGGUAUUUGCAGAACUGCUGCCAGGAGCAGCUCACUGAGCAAGCCCUUGCAAGACAGAAAAAUCACAGUGUCCGAAGAGAGGACCUUCAAAAAGUUAAAAUCAGCAGACAAGAAGCUCUGGUUGAAAUCAAAGCUUUUUUAAUUCACCUGGAUGAGAUGGUGAAUAAGACCUGUAGCAGUUGUGAGGCUGCAUAUCGAGUCCUCUACUGGGAAGACCAUUCACUGUCUGUCCUGUUUUAUGGGAGCCUGUUGGGAAUGCUCUCCGUCGUUUAUCUCCUCCCACUCUGCUGGGUCAUUGUUCUUCUGAACAGUUUGUUAUUUCUGGGAAAUGCAGAUUUCUAUAGGGUUAUUAUCGAUUACAAAGUAGCGUUACUACAGAAUUAUAGAUCCGACACUGGGAUUGGUCAAGAGGUGGUUACAGUGUCUGAGUCAGAAGGUGGUUUAAACCAGGAUGUGACACCAACUGGAAGUACUCCAGAGGAAAUAACCAUAGGAACCUUGGAGGAGCCAGAGGAGCAGGAGGCAGAAGAUGAAUUCAAAGACGCAAUAGAGGAGCACCAGCUGCUGGUUAUGGAGGAUGAUGAUGGUCCACAUUGCACUGGGGAUUAUGAUCUGACCAUGCAGGACAAUGGAUUUUUUAAUAAGAAUGAGCCCAUCAGGAGCAAAGUCUCAAAGUUGACUGAAAAACUGCGGAAACGUUAUCCCACUAACAACUACGGAAAUUGUAACAGCUGCAGUGCCACGUUUUCAGUUCUGAAGAAGCGACGUAACUGCAGCAACUGUGGCAACAGUUAUUGUUCGAGAUGCUGUUCAUUCAAAGUUCCCAAAUCAUCAAUGGGAGCGACUGCCCCAGAUGCCCAACGGGAGACGGUGUUUGUGUGUGCACAGUGUCACUUCAUUUUGAGUAAAUAGGACGCGGCAUCCGCUCUUUCUCCUCCUCUCCUUUUAAAUGUAAAUUUUAUUUUUACGUUUUAACUAAAAUGUACUGUAUCAGAACUGGAGAAUACAGAGAUGGGCAUGAAAUGCAUCAGUAUGUACAAUGAACUCUUCUGCAUUAAGGGGUUAGGGCUGCAGACUAGCUAUGAGAGCAAAACUGUUUCUGGAAUCAAUGUUUGUUUGUCAUAUAAAAUAAUAUAUAUAGAUCUAUCUUCACCUCUAAAUGCUGCCUUCUACUGUAUAUACUGUGGGAUUAGACCUUUGCAGUUUUCUUUUUGUAUGGAGCACUGUGUAGAACACUCUAAAGAGCUGGUAAAACUAUCCAGAUCCUCAUAAACCAUGUUUCUUAAGAUUGUA
Messenger RNA from Stegostoma tigrinum, 2203 nucleotides. RefSeq names its product zinc finger, FYVE domain containing 27 (gene zfyve27). Lineage: Eukaryota; Metazoa; Chordata; Chondrichthyes; Orectolobiformes; Stegostomatidae. Gene Ontology annotation, cellular component: endoplasmic reticulum tubular network; growth cone membrane. Bases 479 to 1822 code for a protein of 447 amino acids. Gene Ontology annotation, biological process: endoplasmic reticulum tubular network formation; neurotrophin TRK receptor signaling pathway; positive regulation of axon extension. The transcript has 12 exons. The record is from RefSeq and is a predicted model, not a curated record. Gene Ontology annotation, molecular function: metal ion binding.